Messenger RNA from Exaiptasia diaphana, 1779 nucleotides. Its product is annotated as uvrABC system protein A. The record is from RefSeq and is a predicted model, not a curated record. Gene Ontology annotation, molecular function: ATP hydrolysis activity; ATP binding. Lineage: Eukaryota; Metazoa; Cnidaria; Anthozoa; Actiniaria; Aiptasiidae. Bases 1 to 1779 code for a protein of 592 amino acids. The transcript has a single exon.
AUGGCGACGUUGAAGACGAUCAUGAACGAGAAAAAGUGGGAGUUGAAUGCAUCAUGGAAUCAAUUAACAGACGCACAACAAGCACUGAUUUUAUAUGGUACAGGUGAUGCUGAAUGGGAUGUCGAAUGGACGUUUAAAACCAAAUCUCGAUCUGGAACGCAAUCGUUAACGACGAAAUGGAUCGGAUUCUGCGGGUACAUUGAUGAUGAAUUUGAGCGAAAACGAAAUAACAAGAAAAUAGAAUCACUGGAAGCGUUAUUGCAUCAAGAAGAAUGCGAGACGUGCCAUGGCAGUCGACUAAAGGAAUACUUAUUGGAAACAUCAUUCCUUGGAAAGAACAUUCAUGAGUUAUCUCAAUUGUCCAUUCGAGAGGUUUUAAAGCAUUUUGAAAAGGGUAUUUCCGACUCCAACGUUCAGGCAAUUGCCGAUGUUGUGCUACCCGGCGUAAUUCGAAUGCUAAAAACGCUGGAGCAGCUGGGCUUAUCUUAUUUGAGUAUUCACCGUCCUGUUUCUUCACUUUCGGGUGGUGAAUAUCAGCGUGUGAUGUUGGCCGGGCAGUUGUCUUCACAUUUGUAUGGAGUCACCUACGUGUUGGAUGAACCAACCAUCGGAUUGGAUGAAAAACAGGUGUUAACCUUGAUCUCACUGCUAAAACAACUCAUUGAGAAAGGAAAUACGGUAGUUGUGAUUGAACACGAUGAAACCUUUAUUCGACAUGCGGAUCAUAUUCUUGAAAUGGGGCCUGGGUCUGGAGAAUUUGGUGGAGAAGUUCAGUUUACUGGAUCGAUUGAGGAAGUGAUGAAUGCGAACGAUUCCAUUACGGCAAAAUUGUUGAAUACCUCAGUGGAUUAUUCUGCCAGGAAGUCGGAGUCAGUUACCAGGGAAUUUGGUGUGCGGGGAGCGACCUUGCAUAAUUUGAAAUCAAUUGAUGUAGGAUUCUACGAAGGACAAAUUACGGCAUUGACCGGUGUUUCUGGAAGUGGGAAGUCGUCAUUAAUGGAAGGGGUAUUGUAUGCCUCUUUUCAGGCAAAUCAGCCGAUCGGGUGUGAGUCCUUUUUUGGAAUGGAUGCAUUCGAUGAGGUGUUAUUGGUUGAUCAACAACUGUUGUCUACAUCGUUGACGAGUACGGUAGCGUCGUAUACAGGAACUCUGGAUGAUUUGAAGUUGGUCUUCUCGAAAACCGACCAUGCGAAAGAACUUGGAUUAAAACGAGCGGAUUUCAGUUAUCUCAGUAAGAAUGGGAAAUGUCCAACGUGUUCAGGAAAUGGAAAAAUCAAAACGAGUCUGGAUUUUAUGAGUGAUGUCUGGACACCGUGUGAUACUUGUUCUGGAAGUCGCUACAGCGAGAAGGUGAACAGUGUGCUGUAUGAAGAGAAAUCGAUUGGUGAUGUCUUGAAAUUGAGCAUAGAUCAGGCGAUGGAUGCGUUUGCGAAUGAGUCGUUUGUCAAAAAACUGCAGAUUCUGUCGGAUGUGGGAAUUGGCCACGUGCUUUUAGGACAGGCAACAGCAACACUUUCCGGUGGUGAAGCGCAGCGUGUAAAACUCUCGAAAUACCUAUUAUCGAAACAAAAAGGAAAACGAUUGUUCUUGUUCGAUGAACCUAGCUCAGGAUUGCAUUAUUUCGAUAUCCAACAAUUGAUUGAUGUAUUCAGAAGUUGUAUCGAUCAAGGUGAUACCAUUGUUUACAUCGAACACAACAAGGUGAUGCUACAGUUGGCUGAUCAAGUAAUCACGCUUGGUCCCGGAAGUGGAAGUCAAGGUGGAGAAAUCGUUGAGUGA